CGAUUUUUUUUCUUUUCCCUUCUCCUGUCCUCAUACAAACCUCAGUGCACUUUACUUAGACGAUCAACUCUCGUUCUACUUGCGACAGCAUACCUGCGUUCACUCGCCGCGCUUAAUCAUUAAUACUCUCUCUCUGUCCUUUCAGUUUUCUACCAAAACGACAAAAUGCCUUCUGCUCCUGGUGACGCCAAGAAGGGUGCCGGUCUCUUCAAGACCCGAUGCGCUCAAUGCCACACUUUGAAAGAGGGCGAGGGUAACAAGGUCGGCCCUGCGCUGCACGGUCUCUUCGGUCGUAAGACCGGUCAGGUUGAGGGUUUCGCCUACACAGACGCCAACAAGCAGAAGGGUAUUACCUGGGACGAGAAGACUUUGUUCGACUACCUAGAGAACCCCAAGAAGUACAUUCCUGGUACCAAGAUGGCCUUCGGUGGUCUCAAGAAGGACAAGGACCGGAAUGAUCUUAUUACUUUCUUGAAGGAGGCUACGGCAUAGACGAAGUUACGAAACAGACGUGUACCAAUACAAUCAUGAUUGCAUAGACAGGACCGGCCAGUUGUACUUAUAGACAGACUACUAGACCGUUUUUCCACCCGCCGUGGUGCGAACACAUACCCAUCUCCCCUUCUUUCAGAGCAGCAUAUACCUGGUCGGAGUACUAGGAGUUCAGGCUUUCGUGCGGAGGCUUGGAUUGAAUAUAAUGUGUUGCAAAUACUUGAACAUAAUGCGCAUGUUUCAAAGACCAAUAAUCCUGGUUUGUUCCUUGGAAUUGCCCCCCUGGCCAAAUUAUUGUGCUGCUGUAUAUGACGUAGUUGUUGAUGAUGAUAACGUAAGGAUCUAUUCAGAACCAAGACGAUAAUUAGCUCUUAUUGCCUCUUGAAGACCCACUCCACCAUCGUAGCUUGUAGCGCAGUAUCAUUGAUUCUUCCGUGGCAAACAAGGGGGGAACCGGCGAUGUAAAGACUAAUAAAGGCAACGUGUGUCCAAAGAGAAAGGUUCGAAGUAGA
This is a messenger RNA of Annulohypoxylon truncatum, 1004 nucleotides long. Its product is annotated as cytochrome c-like domain-containing protein. Gene Ontology annotation, cellular component: mitochondrial intermembrane space. Gene Ontology annotation, biological process: mitochondrial electron transport, cytochrome c to oxygen; mitochondrial electron transport, ubiquinol to cytochrome c. The record is from RefSeq and is a predicted model, not a curated record. Gene Ontology annotation, molecular function: electron transfer activity; heme binding. The transcript has 4 exons. Lineage: Eukaryota; Fungi; Ascomycota; Sordariomycetes; Xylariales; Hypoxylaceae. The coding region runs from base 166 to 492 and encodes 108 amino acids.